ACACGGUGGGAGUCACAGGCAAGGGCUUGGUGGCCGUAAAAGUAAUUCCCCUUUGUCUUCGGAUGGUGACGCCUUCUGGUUUCUGCUUUCCCUUUUCCUGAUUCUUCUUCUGCUUCUCAAUUUCUUCACCAUACCAAUUGACGCUUCCUCCUUUCUUCCCUCCCUGUUGCCAGUAUGUGGAUUGCUACUUUUCCCCUUAUGGGUAUCUGAUUUUCCACUCAAUUCUGAUGUGUUACCAAGGAAUCUGAGCUAAAAGUAAACGAAAUGGAAACUGGGGAUUUAUGCUUUUGAGUAAUUUCCACGGGUUUUUACUUCAUUGUUGCACCAUCUUGGACUCUUGGUUUCUUGGGAAUCAAUCAGAGUACUUGAAAGUACAAGGGAAAGGCUGUGGCAUGGAUUAUUUUCUCAUGAAAAGUCUGCAUUUUGGAAUUUUUGCAGAGAGAGAAGGUUUCUGUUAAUUGCACAUCUGUAAGCUAGAGGAAUCCAAGUUGUUAUUUGAUUUGGGUGAUCAAUUUUUGCACUGAGUUUUUGGUGAUCCAGAAUUUGCUCUACAAGUCAGCUUCUUCAUACUUCGUGAUUAGAUUAGCUGGUGGGUUAUUUGCUUUAUUAUUGGCAUCAUGCCAGUAGUUCAAAAGUUGUAUGAUGCUUGCAAAGAGUCUUUCUCAACCAAUGGUCCAGUAUCAGAAGAAGCUCUUGAAAAAGUUUGUGGAAUUUUAGAUCAAAUGAAGCCUUCUAAUGUGGGUCUCGAACAGGAGGCACAAUAUGCUCGUCAAUGGAAAGGAUACAUCAAUGGUACCAAUGGCAGAAAAGGGCGUAAUGGCAGUCAUCAGUACCCACCUCCAAUAAAAUAUUUGCACUUGCAUGAGUGUAACAGAUUCUCCAUAGGAAUCUUUUGUAUGCCACCUUCCUCUAUUAUACCACUUCACAAUCAUCCUGGGAUGACUGUGUUGAGCAAGCUUCUAUAUGGUUCAUUACUUGUAAAGUCAUAUGAUUGGCUUGAUCUACCUGGGUUUGACGAUCCCUCUCAAGCAAGACCUGCAAAACUUGUUAGAGAUUGUGAAAUGACUGCACCCUGUGGUACAACAGUUCUUUAUCCCACCACUGGUGGCAACAUUCAUUGUUUCAAAGCCUUGACACCCUGUGCUCUCUUUGAUGUUCUUUCACCCCCAUAUUCCUCGGAAGAUGGGCGACACUGCUCUUAUUUCAGAAGGGUCCCUGGAAGUGUUUUACCAGAAGGUGCUGCUCAAUUGUGUGGCUUAGAACCCUCUGAAGUGGCAUGGUUAGAAGAAACUCAGCCUCCAGAAAACGUUGUGGUCCAGAGAGGGCAUUACAAAGGCCCUAAUAUUAGGCGUUAAAAGUUUUCCCCCUUUUUGCUCUUUUGAAUAGGAUGUAAAAUACCAUUAAUUAGAUUAGAUGAACACAUGGAUAACCCUGGAAUUGAUUGCUGAAAAGCUGUCAACUGACUUGGCAAGUAAUAGUUAGUCGUUGGCUUUUGUAAGGUUUUUGUGUGUUACGAUAAAUGCCUAAUCGAAAAAGCAAUUUCUGUUUC
Molecule: messenger RNA, 1549 nt
Organism: Hevea brasiliensis (rubber tree)
Lineage: Eukaryota; Viridiplantae; Streptophyta; Magnoliopsida; Malpighiales; Euphorbiaceae
Product: plant cysteine oxidase 4
Exons: 7
Coding region: 618-1355 (245 amino acids)
Molecular function (GO): oxidoreductase activity, acting on single donors with incorporation of molecular oxygen, incorporation of two atoms of oxygen
Source: RefSeq, a predicted model, not a curated record